Molecule: messenger RNA, 1845 nt
Organism: Amyelois transitella
Lineage: Eukaryota; Metazoa; Arthropoda; Insecta; Lepidoptera; Pyralidae
Exons: 2
Coding region: 1-1845 (614 amino acids)
Molecular function (GO): catalytic activity
Source: RefSeq, a predicted model, not a curated record
AUGAAAGCACAACGAAAGAUAAAAAGUAUAACGGCUAGGGCGUCCCCCUCAAGCGACGGUCAGAAGCGAUCAUAUGCGAAAAAUGCUAAGGCGUCCCCUGCAAGCGACGAAAUAAGACGCUGCGCCAAAAAUAUGCGCAUAGCUACAUGGAACAUAGGUUCCCUGACCGGACGCAGCCAAGAAUUGGCAAAUACAUUACAUAGACGAAAUAUCAACAUCUGCUGUGUACAGGAACUUAAAUGGAAGGGGUCAAAGUCUAGGGAUAUUGGAAGAGGCUACCAACUACUAUAUAAUGGCACGUCAACAGCAAGAAACGGAAUUGGCAUCAUCCUCGACGCAAAUCUAAAACAAAGAAUAAUCAAAGUUGAAAGAAUAAGCGACAGAAUUAUGUAUAUUAAACUAGCUCUUGAUAACCAACCGGUUUUAAAUAUAGUUUCCGUAUACGCCCCUCAGAUUGGCUGCGACAAAAACGAAAAGGAUCUGUUUUGGGGAAACUUAGAAGAUCUUCUGCAAAUGAUACCCUUGGAGGAAAGAAAACUGGUGGCUGGAGAUUUUAAUGGUCAUGUUGGUCAGACAGCACCAAAAGACUCGGUCAUACACGGAAACUUUGGUUAUGGCACUAGCAACAGUCAGGGCAUCGACAUAAUGAAUGUGGCUACUCAGUUCGAUCUUCCGAUCGCCAACACAUAUUUCCAGAAAAAGGACGAACAUAUCAUUACUUACAAAAGUGGUGGCUCGGCCUCACAAAUAGAUUACUUUUUAUGCGACAGAUCUAUUCUGCGCUACUUCAGGGACUGCAAAGUCAUACCAGGAGAGCCACUGACCACCCAACACAGACUUCUUGUCGCCUGCCUGCAAAUACCAAACUGGAACCAAAAGCAGAAACAUCUGAAAUCCGAACCCAGCAUUAAAUGGCAGAAUAUGCAGAAACCAGAAGCCCAAAGAUUUACCAGCCAGGUUGGCACAUACUUAGAGGAUACACUUAAAGACCAUAAAGACAGCAACACCCUCUGGAACGAUUUUCAUAAGUUUUGUCUAAAUACCGCUAGAGCAAUCUUAGGUGUUAGCAAAGGCAAACUGAGAACUGAUAAAGACCCUACAUGGUGGGAUGACAAUGUUAAAUCGCAUCUAAAAGAAAAGAAGGAAUCCUUUGAGAAAUGGCAACAAACUAGGCUAGAAAGUGACCAUCAAGAAUACAGGGUUAUAAAGAACAAAGCUAAGAAAUGUGUUGCAGUCACAAGAGCUUUAGCCAACGAUGAAUAUUACAAACAACUGGAAAACGCAAAAACAGAUGCGGAGAUAUUUAAACUGGCAAAAUUCCGUAACAGUCAAACCAAAGAUAUCAAAAAGUCUAAAUACAUCAAGAACUCCUCUGGUAAAUUGUUGACCACAGACAAAGACAUAACUAAGAGGUGGCAAGAAUACUACCAAACACUUCUUAACGAGGAGUUUCCACGGGAAACUUUUGCGAUACUCCCAUGCCCUGAAGGACCCGUUGAAGCAAUAUCACUCCAGGAAGUCAAAACUGCUAUCCAGAAAAUGAAAAAUAGGAAAGCUACCGGACCAGACGAGAUUCCAGCGGAGCUGUGGAAAAGUAUGGGUGACAUCGGGAUAGCGUGGCUUACAAAGCUGUUCAACGAAAUCCUUAUAACAACCAAAGUACCAGAUAUGUGGAGAUCCAGCAAUCUGAUACCGUUCUAUAAAAACAAGGGAGACGUUGCAGACUGUGGAAACUAUAGAGGAAUCAAACUAACCUCUCACACCCUCAAGAUCUGGGAAUGUGUUCUCCUGGAACAAGCGAACCUUUCGAAAUCAGAGUGGGCGUUCAUCAGGGUUCAUCCCUGA